GGGACACAACUCCGUUGAACAAUCUUGGGGUUCAAAGUUCAUCAUGGCGGUGUCCAGAGGUGUGUCAGGUGUGUUCAUUGUUGCUGCAAGGAGAACAGCAUUUGGAACAUAUGGAGGGAAACUGAAGGACUUCACAGCGACCGACCUUGGCACAAUAGCAGCUCAGGGAGCUCUGGCAGCCGGAGGAGUCAAACCUGAACUUAUCAACUCCAUUACUUUUGGAAAUGUUAUUCAGUCUUCAGCAGAUGCAGCAUAUAUCGCCCGUCACAUUGGUCUGCGAGUUGGUGUUCCCACUGAAGUGCCUGCCUUGACUGUCAACAGACUCUGUGGAUCUGGUUUCCAGGCUGUCGUUAAUGGAGCUCAGGAGAUUGAGCUUGGAGAGAGCAGCAUUGUGCUGGUCGGAGGAUCUGAGAACAUGACUCAGGCUCCAUACGCUGUACGUAACAUCCGCUUAGGGACUCGACUUGGAUCCGACAUCAAGUUGGAGGACACGCUGUGGGCAGGCCUGACUGACAUGCACAUCAAGACACCCAUGGGCAUCACCGCUGAGAACCUGGCAGUCAAGUACAACAUCUCAAGGGAGGAAUGUGACAACUUCGCUCUCGCCUCACAAACACGCUGGCAGAAGGCUUUUGAAGAAGGAGCAUUCAAGGCUGAAGUUGUUCCAAUGAAAGUUAAAGGAAAGAAAGGUGAGGAGGUGUUUGAGCGAGAUGAACACCCCCGGCUUGUGAGUCCAGAAGCACUGGCUAAACUACCUCCUGUUUUCAAGAAAAAUGGCACAGUUACUGCAGGAAAUGCAUCUGGUGUAUGUGAUGGAGCUGCAGCCCUCAUCCUGGCAAGUGAGGCAGCUGUGAAGCAACACAACCUCACUCCACUGGCUCGGCUUGUGUCCUACGGGAUCUCAGGUUGUGACCCCAAUAUUAUGGGUAUUGGUCCUGUUCCAUCAUCUAAGGCAGCUCUCAAGGCUGCAGGGAAGGAAUUGAAAGACAUGGAUCUCACAGAGGUGAAUGAAGCCUUUGCUGCCCAGUCCUUAGCUGUGAUAAAAGAGCUGGGUUUGAACCCAGAGAUCACCAAUGCUUGUGGUGGAGCUAUAUCCUUGGGACACCCUCUUGGAUCCUCUGGAGCCAGGAUAACAGCUCACCUUGCACAUGAGUUGGGGAGGAAAAACGCAAGAUUUGCUUUAGGAAGUGCCUGUAUUGGAGGUGGGCAGGGAAUUACUGUCAUCUUGGAGAAGGCAUAACAGAAUCAUGAUACAUGCGUGUUUUAAGUGGACAUAUGAAUGAGACAAUAUUAAUGAUAUCAAACCUUGAUACCAUCUAAUUAUUUGUGAAUGCUGUGUUAUGAGCAUGUGUUGUCAUCAAUAAGACUUGUCCUUGGUGUUGACAUGUACAUGGAUCUGUUAUUUGUUAAUAAGUAAACAUUGUAAAGAACCACAACAUCCCAUGAGCGUCUGAAUAGUUGUCUAAGUGAUCAUCUUGGCAGUGUGAAACAAAUCUUACCUCAUGCCAGCUGCAACACUAUAAUUAUCUAUGGUCUACAUUUUCUAUAUCACUGUUUAUUAAAUUGUUUUGAUAUCC
Molecule: messenger RNA, 1577 nt
Organism: Haliotis rubra (blacklip abalone)
Lineage: Eukaryota; Metazoa; Mollusca; Gastropoda; Lepetellida; Haliotidae
Product: 3-ketoacyl-CoA thiolase, mitochondrial-like
Exons: 11
Coding region: 44-1240 (398 amino acids)
Biological process (GO): fatty acid beta-oxidation
Molecular function (GO): acetyl-CoA C-acetyltransferase activity
Source: RefSeq, a predicted model, not a curated record